GCUCACAAAAGUGAAGCUUCUUUGAAAACGGAUGGACAGGCACAGAGCCUGGUGCUGGGGGUUGAGUACGAUUUCUGCUUUGCAGAUAAAACUCCCCUUCUUGUGGAUUUAAAGAAGCCUGAGUCGACGAUCGCUCACACAGUGAACUUCUUCGUCAGGUCCGAGCCUGGGGUGCUGCUCGGCGUCUGGCACAUGGUCCCCAGCUGCCGGGGAGAAGACGCCAAAGGGAAGGGUCGUUGCUGGUAUGAAGCUGCCCUUCAUGAUGGGAACCCAAUUAUUGUUUAUCUUCAUGGCAGUGCACAACACAGGGCAGCUCCUCACAGAGUCAAGCUGGCCAAGGUGCUGAGUGACGGGGGCUUUCAUGUCUUGUCUGUGGACUACAGAGGGUUCGGGGAUUCUACCGGGUCGCCCACUGAGGAGGGGCUAACCACAGACGCUAUCUGUGUCUAUGAAUGGACCAAGGCAAGAAGUGGUGGGACCCCCGUGUGUCUGUGGGGCCACUCUCUGGGCACAGGAGUUGCAACAAAUGCUGCAAGAGUGUUGGAGGCGAAAGGAUGUCCCGUUGAUGCCAUUGUCUUAGAAGCUCCAUUUACCAACAUGUUGGUGGCGAGUAUCAACUAUCCCUUGUUAAAGAUUUGCAAGAAGCUACCAAGAUGUUUAAGCAUUCUUACGGAUGCCCUUAAAGAAGACAAAAUAGUCUUCCCUAGUGAUGAAAAUGUGAAGUUCCUGUCCUCCCCGCUUCUCAUCUUGCAUGGAGAAGAUGACAGGACAGUGCCCCUGGAGUACGGAAAGCAGCUCUACGAAAUUGCACGCAGUGCCUACAGGAACAAAGACAGGGUCAAAAUGGUUGUCUUCCCUCCAGGCUUCCACCACAACCUUCUCUGUAAAAGCCCCAUGCUGCUGAGAAGUGUGAGAGACUUCCUGAGCCAGCAGUGGGCAUGAGGGCUGGGAGGAGUGGAAAUCUCUAGAAGAUGCGGUACACAUGGCACCUGAGCUGUGUGGCUUCUUUAUGCAAAAUUGCAGUGGGCUACUUGGAUGAACAGAUGCCCUCGAUACUUCCACCUGCCAUUUGAAUAAAGAAAGCUGCACGGAAUGGUCUUUAGCUCAUCAUCGUCUGACUUGCGAAUCAUGUCAAGUCCUCGAUGUGGAGAAUCAGAAUUUAAUGUGAUCUGGUCUCAUCUAUAAAUGUCCACUUAUGAAACCUGCUGGGAAUAUUUGUGAGUAAGGUGGCUGCUGGUGUAUGAACGUUGGUGUCAGCUGAGACGGGAUGAGAGGGUACCAUUUAGGAACCAGAGAGUGCGUCUCUCAGCAGACUCUGAACCUGGGAGCCUCUUGAACUUGGACUUCUCUUACCUUCGGAGCUGUGAGAUUAAAUUUACGUUGUUUGUAGGUUAUCUAGAUUAGCACCUUCUGUUAUGACAGCGUGAGGGGACUGAGACAGCAGCCUGGAGCUUGAACUCCCGACAGUAGUGAAAAUAUUUUACCUUAGUUCUUUUAAAUGGCAUUAAGCAGUUCCAAGCA
Messenger RNA from Peromyscus californicus insignis, 1521 nucleotides. RefSeq names its product abhydrolase domain containing 12B (gene Abhd12b). The record is from RefSeq and is a predicted model, not a curated record. The annotation marks the transcript as partial. Gene Ontology annotation, cellular component: endoplasmic reticulum membrane. Gene Ontology annotation, molecular function: monoacylglycerol lipase activity; phosphatidylcholine lysophospholipase A1 activity. Lineage: Eukaryota; Metazoa; Chordata; Mammalia; Rodentia; Cricetidae. Gene Ontology annotation, biological process: monoacylglycerol catabolic process; phosphatidylserine catabolic process. The transcript is spliced from 11 exons.